CCACCUCAGUGUGCGAUGGGUGCCCAUCAUAUCAGGCUUAACUACAUAUGCCGUUAUGUCCUGACAGACCAUAUUUGCGAUACUGGUGACACACGUAAGGGGACUGUUGCAUUUCAUGUUAACUUCUUUUCCACGACAAAUAAUCUCUGUGGCGUGCUGACAACCUUUCACAGGCCUCUUGAUGACUUUCGCUGAUUCCGGAAACAAGAGAGUGACCGUCACGGGUCCAACCGGUCUGCUACACUUCUUGGCCUCGAGGCGCAUGGCCGUUAUGCGCUCAAGCAUGGAGUUGAAGCACACGGAGGUGCCCUCAUCGACUGUUGAAGAUGCGACGCCGGCCCCGGUGUUUGUUGACGAUCGCAUCACGGUCUACGCCUUCCCUAUCCAUGCCGAACACGCGACUACCGAGCCUACGGAUGAGAAAUCGCCUUCCGAGGCAGGGCCGUCCAUUCCUGCGAAACGCAAGCGAUCGUCGUCGCCUGCCGGCCCUUCCAAGCGACCACCUACGAAAGCAGCGUCAGAUCACGAAUUGGACGAGUCCGUCGCGACUGCGGAGGACGCCAUUCAUCCGGACGAGGCAGAGGCCGCGGCGGAUACGGACACACCCGACUACAACACUCUGUGCGACACAGAUCCGCAAAAGUGGCGCACACUCAUAGUGAACAGCAUGUUCCCGUUGCAAGGCCCGGAGCUCACACCAGAGGAGGAGUUUGCAAUCCGCAAGCGAACGCGCCGGGAGCAAAAAAUGCGAGAGAACUACUUGCGUGCAGGGUUACCCAUACCCCCUGCGCUCCGACAGCCCUCGACGGCGCCUAGCUCUCAACCAAAAUUCACUGCCAUACGUUCAGACCGAGGGCGGCGGCUCCCCCGCUUCACAUACGGACCGGAAGGGAGGGCCACGCUAUGUUAUGUGCUUGUUGGGCCCACUGGAAGAGGACACUUCGACAGAGAAAAGGCAGAGCUACUCCAGGUACCCAGGGGACCUGAGCGGGCGCGACUUACCAAGGGAGAGACGGUGAAGUUCAUGGUAGAUGACGGUGCUGGCAAUAAGAUCGAGCGUACUGUCACGCCCGAGGAAUGCAUGGGACCUCCUGAGAUACCACGGGCCAUGGUAUUGCUCGACGUCCCAACUCCUUCGCAUAUCCCAGAUGUGGUCAAGUCAUUCACACAGAAUCCGUUCUACUCCGAGUUCCACUCGAACCCGGCCACGGACCCUCGGGAACCAGUAGUACAUGUUGUAUACCAUCUUUGCGGCAAAGGUGUCCUGGAGGAUGAACGCUACAAGGCCUUCAUGAGAGGCUUCCCCGAAGACACACAUCAAGUUGUAUCGUCGCGAGAACACGGAGACGAUCGAGUAGUCUUCUCUCGGGCGGCGUAUAACCAGCUGCGACUGGGUCUACUUGAUCCCGACAUGUUUCCGCUUCCGACACAUAGGCCAGGCCCUCGCCGUGAUCUGUCAUCUAUUCCCGGUCUUCCUGCCCGCGUCGAACAUUUGCGCCACAGCUGCCAUGUUGAGCUGAGGCCUGCUAGGGAGCCUUGUAUCGAUCCUUUCGCCAAACCCGAUUUCUUCACUCCUGUCAUAGAGGCAGGGGCAGGAACCUGGGUCCCCGAAGAUGUUCACCGCGCUUUCCUCAAGGCGAAAAAGAAGAUAUCCAAAGUGAAGGAAGUUGGACGAGAGCCGCGGUCCGGCGACAACGUUGAGAUCGUACCCUUAGGGACCUGUAGCGCCCUAGCCAGCCUGUAUCGCAAUGCGUCAAGUACGCUUGUCCGAAUUCCAGGACACGGCAGUAUUCUGCUGGAUGCGGGCGAGGGCACAUGGGGUCAGCUCGCCCGUUUAUAUGGCGACGACGGUCAGGACACCGUCACAGGGGUAUGGGAGGUUUUAAGGGACCUUCGUUGCAUUUUUGCUAGUCACAUGCACGGUGAUCAUCAUUUGGGGCUUAGCAAGAUCCUUGCCAUGCGCAAACUUCUUGAUCCAGCGCCGACCCAGCCACUUUACUUCAUUGGCCUUCCCUCACACAUAAUAUACCUUGAAGAACAUUCCGAGCUGGAAGACCUCGGCUUGAACCAGGCAGAUGGUAACGGCGUCAUUGCGAUCUCAGGAAACCAUCUUCGUUGGAAUCCAAAGAAUAGCAAAGAACAGCAGCGCAGAGACAUUCCCGAACAUAUUUUGUUGCGAAGGCAGGAAAAGACUCAGCAAGAUGUUGAAAAUAUGUACAAUGCUCUCGGUUUGAAGUGCUUCACCACCGUGGACGUUGCACACAGGACGAAAUGUUACGGCACCGUCAUCGAGCAUCGUGAUGGUUGGCGUAUCGUAUUUUCCGCCGACACUAUGCCCUCAAAUAAAUUGGUUGAAGCAGGGCAAAACGCUACCUUACUAAUCCAUGAGGCCACGAUGGCCGACGACCAGGAAGAAAUGGCUCAUGAUAAAGCCCACAGCACGUUUAGUCAAGCCAUGAAGGUUGCAUCCGACAUGCAAGCAGAAAACAUCCUCCUCACUCAUUUCUCCGCUCGUUACCCAAGGAUGCCUCCUACUACGUCUCUGCCCGACAGCCCACGAGCUAGCCCAUCGCCCGGUCCGCAUCUUGGCCUGGCGUUCGAUCAAACGCGGUUCACCAUAGGUGAUAUGUGGAAGAUGAAGUUCUACUUGCGCGCUAUCGAGCUGAACAUGGGUGACGUAGCGCAGGAUGACGACGAAGACACUAUGAUCUCGUCAUGGGACUGAUGCUGCACUACUGUACAUACAGCCCUUAAUACACC
Molecule: messenger RNA, 2760 nt
Organism: Fomitopsis serialis
Lineage: Eukaryota; Fungi; Basidiomycota; Agaricomycetes; Polyporales; Fomitopsidaceae
Exons: 9
Coding region: 182-2725 (847 amino acids)
Biological process (GO): mitochondrial tRNA 3'-end processing
Cellular component (GO): mitochondrion
Molecular function (GO): 3'-tRNA processing endoribonuclease activity
Source: RefSeq, a predicted model, not a curated record